Molecule: messenger RNA, 3003 nt
Organism: Aspergillus chevalieri
Lineage: Eukaryota; Fungi; Ascomycota; Eurotiomycetes; Eurotiales; Aspergillaceae
Gene: MSH1
Product: mismatch repair ATPase MSH1
Exons: 3
Coding region: 1-3003 (1000 amino acids)
Biological process (GO): mismatch repair
Cellular component (GO): nucleus
Molecular function (GO): ATP-dependent DNA damage sensor activity; ATP binding; mismatched DNA binding
Source: RefSeq, a predicted model, not a curated record
AUGCGCAUGCAUGGGUUUCCCUCGUUAAUCCAGUCCUCUCGUCGCUCUUUGGUUGCUCGCAGGAGCUAUAUGCUACAUCCACACUGGUGCAAUACCCAUCGGAAUAUCUGCCACCAUGCCCGCCGUCCUGCCCUACGCGUCAUUGGAGCUUCAAUUCCAGCUCAGCUCGAGCAGAUAAGGGGCAAAAAGACACAAUCUAGUCUCAAACUAAAAGAUUUACCUCAGGGUGCUUUGAAGCUCGAACCCUACAAUGAUGCCCCGGAAGAUGAUACACCUCAAUAUCCGACAGUGAUCCAAGGACACCGGAAUAACAUGCAGAAAUUCAAGAACUGUGUGCUGUUGACCAGAGUCGGGAGUUUUUACGAGUUAUACUUCGAACAAGCAGAAGAGCUCGCUCCGUUACUCAACAUCAAGCUUAGUCUUAAAAAGACCAACGCUGGUCCAGUUCCCAUGGCAGGCUUCCCAUUAUACCAGGUCGAUCGGUUUCUGAAAGUCCUAGUCCAAGAUCUCAACAAAUACGUUGCUAUUAGUGAAGAGUUCGCCAACACCGCAGAAGAAAAAGCACGCUCUAAAGGCCUGAUGUUUGACCGGAGAGUUGCCAGAGUCAUCACACCCGGCACUCUUAUUGAUGAGAAGUUCAUGGAUCCAACUCAGAACAACUUCUUACUGGCUAUCUAUAUGGAUAUCUCCUCGCUGAAGGCGCAUAUAGAAGAUCAGGCCGUUGAGGACAGCGAUGUAUCCUCUCAUCAACACGUCUUAGCCUCCCCUUCUCAACCCGUAGGCCUGGCCUGGCUGGAUCUCUCCACGGGCGAAUUUCUCACCCAGUUCACGACAGCACAAAUGCUUCCCUCGGCCAUCGCGCGUAUUGGAGCUCGCGAGAUACUUGUGGACCAAACUGCUCAGGAUCUUAUCGGGCAUGAGCUACAGUCAUUGGUCGGACAGGAUCAUCGUUUAUUGACUUUCUUCCCAUUUUCCGGAGAUGUCGUACCCAUGUCGGACUGGGGCUCGAUGCUCGAAAGACCCGUCCCAACGGCCACUAUUGAUACGUUCACGCCCGAGGAGACUGCUGCAGGUUACAACCUCUUGGAGUACAUCCAAGUUCAGCUGCAGGGUUCGAACAUGCAACUUCAACCACCACGUCGUCGACAUUUGAAUGAAUCCAUGAGCAUUGACCGGAAUAGUUUGAGGGGGCUAGAAAUUCUCGAGACAGCCCGCGAUGGUUUCGGGAAAGGCAGUCUUCUUCACGCAGUCAGACGGACCAGCACAAAGAGCGGCGCCCGUCUGCUGAGAGACCGUCUGACAUCCCCAUCUACCUCACUAGAGGUCAUCAACGAACGCCUUGACCUGGUGUCGAUCUUCGUCGAAGAUACGGGACUACGGGAGAGCAUUACGCAAUUACUGAAACGUAGCUACGAUGCCCAGCGCCUGGUUCAAAAAUUCACACUGGGGCGUGGUGACGCAGAUGACCUGAUCUGCCUUUCAAGAGCCAUCCAGGCCUCGAGGGAGAUUCGACAGGUGUUGUCGGUAAAGGAUGGCGAUGGAUCUGAUGCUGGAGUUAAGGGCAGUCUCAAAACGAUGAUCGACCGGCUUCACCUCGACGGACCUACGAUCCUUGCGGAUCAAAUCCUCGCAGCCAUCGACGAAGAGGGUCUCAUGCAGAAGCAGCGCAUGGAAGACGCGACGGCAGCGGAGGCAGCGAUGCUGGCACAAGAAGUAACGGCGACAGAGGGAUUACCAGAAGACAUCGAAACGUUACCAAAGAAGGUGAAGGGAAAGAAAAAUACCGCCACCGCAGCGGAGGAACAAACCGUCGAUACGUGGAUCAUGAGACGCGAGGCAAGUCCAGCUUUGCGCGGACUCCACGAGGAGCUAGAUCGACUGCACGAUGAAAAGUCGCGGUUAACAACGUGGCUUCGCGAUUCUGUUGGAUCGCCCCAUAUAUCACUCAGGUGGUCAGCCGGACUGGGCCACAUUUGCCAUGUCAGGAAUGCCAGAAUUACGCAGGCAUCGCUCGAGGAGCUAGGAGUAACGCGAAGCGUAUAUUCAACCAAGAGCACCCGAUCAUUUUACCUGCCAGCAUGGACAGAUCUUGGCGGUAAAAUGGACCAAAUAAAGGUUCAAAUCCGGCAGGAAGAACAUGUGAUAUUCGAACGACUGCGGCGGGGCGUGAUCCUGAAUCUGGUAAAGAUCCGGCAUAACGCGGCCGUUAUGGACGAGCUCGACGUGGCUUGUUCAUUCGCCAGCCUUGCUCAAGAACAGAACCUGGUCCGUCCGAUAUUGAAUAUGGGCACGGCGCAUCGGAUCGUGGGUGGUCGACAUCCAACAGUCAAGCUGGGACUCGAGGAACAGGGUCGGCCGUUUGUGAGCAACGACUGCUUUUUAGGCGAUGACGCGGAACGAAUCUGGCUCAUCACAGGUCCUAAUAUGGGAGGAAAGAGCACCUUCCUUCGUCAGAACGCUUUGAUCACGAUUCUGGCACAGGUUGGCUCCUUUGUACCAGCGGCGUAUGCAGAACUCGGGAUUGUCGACCAGAUAUUCAGUCGGAUUGGUGCAGCUGAUGACCUCUUCCGCGAUCAAUCGACGUUCAUGGUCGAGAUGUUAGAAACGACAGCCAUUCUAACACAAGCGACACCGCGCUCUUUCGUGAUCAUGGACGAGGUUGGCCGAGGAACAACACCCGAAGAUGGCACGGCGGUGAGUUACGUGUGCCUGCAUCAUUUGCAUUAUCGAAAUCGAUGCCGGACGCUAUUUGCAACGCACUUCCACGCUCUGGCGAAGAAGACACGUGAUUUUGAUGCACUAGGACGGUACUGUACCGAUGUCAAGGAAACGGCAUCUGGAUCGUUCUCUUUCGUCCACCGACUGCGGAAGGGGGUUAAUCGCGAGUCGCACGCGUUGAGAGUAGCGAAAUUGGCGGGAUUGCCCCAAGAAACCAUAGAAAUGGCCAGGGAGUACCGGGAUGAGUUGCGGGAUGGAAAAGAUGGUGAAACAAUCCUUGAUUGA